GGGCCUUGCGACGUUCACGCCUCCAGUCCCCGGCGCUCCUCGCCUAACUGCGCCGACUGCGGCGUCUGAGGGAAAAGUGUAGCUGGGUCUGCCGGAAGCCGCACCAAUGUCCUCGGUGCUGUCCUACGAAAGCCUGGUGCAUGCCGUGGCCGGAGCCGUGGGAAGUGUGACUGCAAUGACAGUGUUUUUUCCCUUGGACACAGCUAGACUUCGACUUCAGGUUGAUGAGAAAAGAAAGUCCAAAACUACACAUAUGGUGCUCCUGGAAAUCAUUAAAGAAGAAGGCCUUCUUGCACCAUAUCGAGGGUGGUUUCCAGUUAUUUCCAGUCUCUGCUGCUCCAAUUUUGUCUAUUUCUACACUUUUAAUAGUCUCAAAGCAGUCUGGGUCAAAGGUCAACAUUCUACCACUGGAAAAGAUCUGGUAGUUGGAUUUGUUGCAGGAGUGGUGAAUGUGUUACUAACAACUCCACUCUGGGUGGUAAACACCAGACUGAAGCUUCAAGGGGCAAAAUUUCGGAACGAAGACAUUGUACCAACCAACUACAAAGGCAUUAUUGAUGCUUUUCACCAAAUUGUUCGAGAUGAAGGAAUCUUGGCUUUAUGGAAUGGCACGUUUCCCUCUUUGCUGUUGGUCUUCAAUCCUGCCAUCCAAUUCAUGUUUUAUGAAGGUUUAAAACGGCAGCUUUUAAAAAAACGGAUGAAGCUUUCUUCCUUGGAUGUGUUCAUCAUUGGUGCAAUAGCCAAAGCGAUCGCCACCACAGUCACCUAUCCCAUGCAGACAGUACAGUCAAUCCUGAGGUUUGGUCGUCACAGACUAAACCCAGAAAACAGAACCCUGGGGAGUCUACGGAAUGUUCUCUAUCUUCUUCACCAACGAGUCAAGCGCUUUGGAAUAAUGGGACUCUACAAAGGCCUUGAAGCCAAACUGCUACAGACUGUCCUCACGGCUGCUCUCAUGUUCCUCGUUUAUGAGAAACUGACAGCUGCUACCUUCACCAUAAUGGGGCUGAAGAGUGCUCGCAAGCACUGAGACACUGCCUACAGGAAAGUGCAAAGAUGCUCUCGAUGGGGGAGUCCUUCCAAAUGUCAAGAAGUGAUUCUCCUUUCUCUCUUGUCAUCUGCAACUACAAAGGUUUCUCAUUGGCUGGAAAAACAGCAGAGGGUAUCCAGGGAGUAUAGCCAGCUGAACCUGUUGCCAACUUGAUUUUUCCAAUGACUGGUUGGAUUUGGGGGUGGAAGUUGGACUAAUAUGAAAAGAAAACAUUAUUGAAAACCUAAAAACAAAAGUUGGGGUGUUUGUUGGGUUACUUAAGGGAAAAGGACUGUUACUCUCAUGUGUAAUUUUUCCCAUCCAAAGUUAAAUAUACCAGAUGUUGUCUUUUUCUGAACUCUCUCCCAGAUUCUAGGACAAAUUCAGUGACAUGUAAUUUUCCUCGGAUGCUUUUGUAUGUCUUAAUCCUGGUUUUUCCUUACCACAAAUAUUAUGACUGUGCCAGGGGUGUGACUUUAUUUUGGUUGGGCUUUUUUUCUCCUGCUUAAGGAGAGUUAUGUGAGCUAUUUAUUUUGUGGGGAAAUGAACAUUAUUAAUCCCAAAUGAUUCUCUUACAGACUAUUUGUAAACAUCACUUAUUAAUUCGUGUUUGAGAUAAUUUUUAAAAUAUUUAUUUUCAGUCAACUCUUUCAUUGAGGUUUUAUGUCCAUGCCUAUAAGCCCCAGUCAGUCAAUCCCUAAUAAACUGUCAGCACAAAAGA
This is a messenger RNA of Sciurus carolinensis (gray squirrel), 1751 nucleotides long. It is a transcript of the gene Slc25a17, whose product is annotated as solute carrier family 25 member 17. Gene Ontology annotation, molecular function: FAD transmembrane transporter activity; AMP transmembrane transporter activity; FMN transmembrane transporter activity. The transcript has 9 exons. The record is from RefSeq and is a predicted model, not a curated record. Lineage: Eukaryota; Metazoa; Chordata; Mammalia; Rodentia; Sciuridae. Bases 107 to 1030 code for a protein of 307 amino acids. Gene Ontology annotation, biological process: mitochondrial ADP transmembrane transport; mitochondrial ATP transmembrane transport. Gene Ontology annotation, cellular component: mitochondrial inner membrane; peroxisomal membrane.